UUUUUGAACGCAGCACCAUUUCCUGUUGCGCGGGGCUGGGCGGGAGAGCUCCCGAAUCCCCAAUCCCAAAUCCCGAAUCCCGAAUCCCUGAAUCCUUCACGGCGACACCGCCACCUCUCCCCGCCCGGGGACGGGACAGGACAGCGGCUACCGAGGAGUCCCCGGGGGUGCCCGCGGGCACCGGCGCCACCGGAGGCGGCGUCAUGAGCGAGCGCCGGUGGCCGUGAGCGCCGCCGGGGCCAUGGGGCCGCCGCCCCGCCGCGUCCUGCUGCUCGGAGAGGGCAACUUCUCCUUCGCCGCGGCGCUGAGCGGGGCCAGCGGCUCGCAGGUGGUGGCCACUUGCUACGAGAGCGAGGAGGAGGCGGGCGGGCGCGGCGGAGCGGCGCGGAGCAUCCGCCGGCUGCGGGACAGCGGAGCCGAGGUUGUGUUUUCCGUGGACUGCACCAAGCUGAAGGAGCACUUUUUACUGGGAAACCGAGAAUUUGAUCGUAUUUAUUUCAAUUUCCCUCACUGUGGCAGGAAGGCUGGGGUGGUGAAGAACAGGCAGCUCCUUGCUCGCUUUUUCCAUAGCUGCGCAGAGGUGCUGGCACAGGAGGGAGAAGUCCACGUUGCCCUGUGCAAUGGGCAGGGAGGGACCCCUGCGGAUCAGCCCAGGAGGGAGUGGCACAACAGCUGGCAAAUCGUGGCUGUGGCAGCGGGAGCUGGGUUCAUCCUCAGCGAUGUCCACCCUUUCAAAGCAGAGACCAUCGAGGGAUACAAAUGCACAGGUUACAGGAGUCAGGAUAAAUCCUUCUGUGUAGAGGGUGCUUUGAACCACAUUUUCACACGGAGCACAGCACCCCUGUGUUUCACACCCGUGAGCUGCAAGACACACCUGGGAAACCAAAACGUUUCUUUUCAAGUGCCACAAGUCCUCGUGGAUAAAAUGAAUAGGGGUUUCCUCGAGGUGAAUUCAAGUCAUCCAGUAAGGACAAUAAAGGAGAAGCUCAGUGCAGGGCUCAGCCAAGCUUUUCCACUGCAGAACAUCAGUUCCUGCCUUCCUCUGCUCCACCAAGGUCACCACGAUGGUGUUUGCCACUCCAACGUCUUCUGGAUCACUCUGAGCCCAGGGGAGGCUCCAAGCACUGAGAAAAUGUCCCAGGGACCGGCAGACGCAGUUUUGUUUUCCCAUUUUGGCCAGGACACAGAUAGGAAUGCGCAAGAAGGAUGCUCAGUUCCACAGCAGUUUUAUCUUAGGCCUUCCCUCCUGCCUCAUGCUCAGGCAAUAAUAAAAAAAGGAGCCUUUUCCCCAGGGACACUUCAGGUUCUUUCCGGGCCAGUUUUUAGGAGAUGUCGGAUCUCUCCCCAAUCCAUGCCUGUUUUCCAUGAGAUGCUCGUUGUGCUGGCAGUUAGCAGGGGCACAGAGAACAGCUGUAUCCAGAUGUUGGUGGAUAACAUUAAAACCACCCUGAAUUCUCUUCACCAGGACAUUUCUGGUGUCAAACCCAGCAUCAGCCUGCAGGAAGCAACAAGUUUUGGAACUGAGCUAAAUGACUUUGCUGCUUUUGAAUGGCAGCUUGGUGAGGUUCAGCAUUUCCUCUGUGUGGGGACAGACCCAGAGCCCUCAGGCUGUUGUGUGGGGGUUAUCAGGACAGCUCCUGAUGAAUUAAAAAGCCAAGAGCUGGUUGUUGUUUCAGCCUCACUGAACCUGGACCUCCUGGCCAUGCUGCUGUGUGGAAUAUCCGACUGGAGAAUGCUCUGGACGUCAGACAGGCGCUUCCUCAGGCAGUUUCCUGAGGGAGAGCUGAGGCUUUUCAAGAAUUUUUCCCUCUAUCCACCUUCCUACGUGCACGAUGUCAGCUUCUGGGUUCCUCACGGGGAGGAGUUUGAUGAAGUGGCUUUCCACACCCUUGCUAGGAGGGUGUCAGGUGAAAUGGUCGUUUCCAUCCAGUUAAGGGACAAUUUCCAGCAGGCAGGGACAGGCCGGAGGAGCCUCUGCUACAGGGUGACUUUCCAGUCCUGUGACAGAGCCUUGGGCUGCCGGGAGGCAGCGGAGAUGCAGCUGCGCUUUCGGGAGGAGAUGCAGCAGCACCUGGGUGUGACCCUGAGGUAGAACACCUCCCGUGCCUUGCAGGGGCUCCAGCAGCUCCUGUGCCACCUUCUGACCUGGCAGAUGUCACCUGCAUGUGGCUCUGUGUUGUUGCAGUGCCUGUCACUAGGGCGGGGUGGACUCUGAGCACCGGCACGGGUUUCAGUGUGGGAGUUAAUGAGGACAGAGCUCUCUCCUGUUCUGUGUGCGUGUACUGAAACCACACUCACACCUCGUUUUAUGAAGUGGAGCCUUUCUUUUCUAGGGUGCUGUGAGAGUGGAUUCGAUCUCUUUACUAAUGCAAAUUCCUGUUGUUGUCCAAGCUGAGCCUCCCCUGGCCCAGCCGAGACUGUUCCCUGUCCUGUCCCUGUUCCUGGGAGCAGAACCCAAACCCCCCUGGCUGUCCCCUCCUGUCAGGAGCUGUGCAGAGCCACCCGGUCCCCCUGAGCCUCCUUUUCUCCAGGCUCAGCCCCUUUCCAGCCCCUCCUGGGGCUCCAGACCCUUCCCAGCUCCAUUCCCUGCCCUGGACACACUCCAGCUGCUCCAUAUCCUCCCCGUGCUGUCCUUUUCCCAUCUCCUGAGCACAGGGGGUACCAAAUAAAGAACAUUUUCUGU
Prinia subflava (tawny-flanked prinia) is the source of this 2683-nucleotide messenger RNA. It is a transcript of the gene FDXACB1, whose product is annotated as ferredoxin-fold anticodon binding domain containing 1. Gene Ontology annotation, biological process: rRNA base methylation. Lineage: Eukaryota; Metazoa; Chordata; Aves; Passeriformes; Cisticolidae. Gene Ontology annotation, molecular function: rRNA (uridine-N3-)-methyltransferase activity. The record is from RefSeq and is a predicted model, not a curated record. The transcript has 5 exons. Bases 242 to 2092 code for a protein of 616 amino acids. Gene Ontology annotation, cellular component: cytoplasm.